GCCGAGCAGAAGCAGCGGGGCUAGCUAACGCUGAAGAGGAGGGGAUCGAAGACACGGCUCAACAUCAGCACCAGCACCCACCCGGAGUCCCAAAUACUGAAGAAUAUCCACCCAAAUCCACGCGGAACGUCCACAACGACUGAAGAGAGACUGCUGGGAAGGCUCGUUGGCUGUCAAGUUGACGAAGAGGAAAGGCCAGAAGCUCCUCUGAAGUCUGAUCCACUCAGCGAGCGGGGCAGCAGCAGCGGCCAUCGGGGCAUCUGUAGAUCAGUCACCAUGUACGAUGCGGCGAGGGUGCCAUCUCCUAAAGAUGGUGCAAACGGGGUGGCCCAACCCGUGGUCCCCGGAGCAGGAGCAGGAACAGCAGAAGGAUCUGGGGGGCUGACGCCAACAGCAGCACUGCAAGCUAAAACUGAGGAGGGCCAUCCAGGUGCAGAGGAAGAGGAGGAAGAUGAGGAGGAGGAGGAACCCAAAGCAGAGACAGUCCUGGUGAAGAAGCCUCACAGAGAGAUCCUGGACCAUGAGAGGAAGAGGAGGGUGGAGCUGAAGUGUAUGGAGCUGCAGGAGAUGAUGGAGGAGCAGGGGUACACAGAAGAAGAGAUCCGGCAGAAAGUGAGCACCUUCAGACAGAUGCUGAUGGACAAAGAAGGCGUUAUUACCAGAGAGAGCUCACACACACAACCAGGGGUAAACCACCUCCACUAUCAUCCUGAUGGGUAUGAAGGCGACCCUGGAACAUUGGCUUAUGAAGACGGAGACUAUGAGCCCGAUUACCACAGUGACAACAGAGUGAAGAGGAAAUCAAGUAGCUCUCCAUCACCGCGUCCAAAGAAGAGGAAGAAGAAGAAAUCUGGCCGCAGAAGGAGUCGGUUUGGCAGCUCGUCACCCACUCACAGAGAAAAGAAGAAGAAGAGUGGGAAGAAACACAAGAGAGACAGAUCUGCAUCUGGCUCCAGGAAAAAGAGGAGAUACAGAUCGGGCAGCCCAAAGAACAAACACAAAGACAAGAACAAACAGAAAAAGAGAUCCCCUGGUGAGACCCCGAGCAGGAGUUCACAGCGUCAAGGAAGCUGCUGCAGCUCCCGGAGCGCCUCCCUAUCCUCCACCCACAGCACCUCCAAAUCUCCCACCAGACUGAACUCCAAGCACAAGACAGACGGACAAAAAGCUUCAGGCACCUCGCUGUCCCCGGGCUCGAACACCCCUACCACGUGGCACAACGGGGACCACACCCAGCGGAGCCGCAACGGAAAGGCUGGCAGACUCAACCACAGCGAGGGCGAAAAAGGGCACGAUAAGCUCCGUCUGCUGAAUGCUAGCUCUGCAGGCCUCCAAUCCACACUGCUGAAAGAGCACAAGCUCCACAGCGCCCCCAGCAGGAGCCACAUGGGACAGGUGUGUACAGCAGGAGAGGCUGGGAGUGUGGACGGCAGGAACGCAGCCAUAAACCAGACGUCGGGGAGGAAAGGGAGUCAGAGAGGACAGAAUAAGAGUUCCCACUCCCCUGCUCACAGCAGUGACUCGACCCACUCCCAGCACAACCAUGCUCACAAAGGGAGGACCUCUCGGCACCAGAAGAAGUCAAAAAGUGUCCAUUCUUCCAAACGGCACCAUCGCUCCACUCGAGGUCAAGCACAUCACCGGAGCACAUCAGCAUCUCCAGGACGCCACUCACACACAUCAGGCCGGAAGAAAGAGGAGUCUCGAAGCAAGCCAAACCUUCGACAGCGCAGCAGCUCCUGGAGCAGCAGCCGCUCUUCAUCACGUUCUGCCUCCAGAGACCGAGGUCCCAGCAAGGCCAAGUCCCCCCACAACAGACAGAACAACUCCAGAGAGAGGGACAGUGCCAACCGCUCCGACACUGACAGCAGAGCUCGCCGCCGCUCACGCAGCUACUCACCCAUUCGCAAAAGAAGAAGAGAUUCCCCCAGCUUCAUGGAGGCUCGCAGGAUCACCAGUGCUAGGAAGCGGCCGAUCCCAUACUACCGUCCCAGUCCCUCCUCGUCCAGCUCCGACAGCAGCCCGUCGCGGUCCAGCCGCAGCCAGAGCCGCAGCUACAGCAGCUACAGCCGCAGCAGGAGCCGCAGCCACAGCAGGAGCCGCAGUCGGAGCCGGAGCUGGAGUCGGAGCCGCAGCCAGAGCCGGAGCUGGAGCCGCAGCAGGAGUCGAUCACGCAGCCACCACAGCUACUACAGCCGCAGCAGCUACGGCAGCCCCAGAUUCUGACAGAAAGAGACGGUACGGAGGAGAAAUAGAAUCAACAAGAGGAGAGGUCCUGUUUAAUUUUACAAUGACGACCCAGGACACUUUAUCCCUCUCUAAUGCCGAGCCUGGAUCAAACAAGAGAGUCGUUUUUAUAUGGCACAUUCAGAUUGGCUGUCACUGUUUAUUUCUAUCUUCACGUAUCCAAGGUAUUAAAGGAAAUGUCAAAAAUUGGUUUGUUAGAGCCCAGAGAACAAAUCUUGCUGUAUGUUAGCACUUUUCUUUCUCUUCCUCCACAAAGCAACCAAAAAUAAAUCAAUUAAAACUAUAUAUACUAUAUAAAUAUAUAAAUAUAUACUAAAAAUAGGAGCUGAGUAGGAAGGGACAGGUGACACGUUGACGGCUUACUUUACAUUUCAAAGACUUUUCCUCUUCCCUCAUCAUAAACUCAUCUCCCCAAAGACUUCCAUUUCAUCUCGGCACAGCGAUCAACAAACCGGAGAACAAAAGAGAAGUCAGAGGAUGAAACUGGAAGGAAAAAAGGAACUUUUUUAUGAUGUAUAGGUUUGUGUGUAUAGAUGUAAACUUUCUUUAAGUUCUGGCUUUGUAAACUAUGCACUGUAUAUUCCAUGUAGUAUGAGGAGGCUUGUUUAGCAUGAUGCAUCAGGAGAGACUUGCUGCUCGAAAAAGGAGAGUCACCUGGCCGACAUGAAGGGUGCCAGGGUGCAUCAGUGCUCCCCUCUGACAUGCUCAGUGUGCUGACUGCCUGCAGACAGAGCUGAAUGAGAAGGGGGCUAAAAAACUAUGUAUUAUGUAUUUUUACUCUCUUCCUUCCCUGUUUAAAUGAUUAUGUUGAUUCUGCUAAUCCUGACACGUGUGAGAGUGAAUGAGUGUACCUCCUCUGCAAUGACAGUGAGGUUGUCAUGUUUGCGUGCUGCUCUGUUGCUGGUACUGUACAGGAAAACCGUCUGCAAAAAGCCUCCAUGCACACUUACACUGCUAUUUAUUAUCCUAAUCUAUUUAUUAGUUUAUUUAUUUAUUGGGUUAUUUAUUAUUUUAUUUAUUUAUUUAUCAUGUAAAGCAGUUUGUGCUUUGAAGAUGAGAUUGCUGCAAAUGUAUUCCCACUUGAAAAUGAAGCAUACAUGUCCAUGUUUUACACAGAUCUGUGUCUUAAUGUGGAGAAGGCUUAAUAUCGCCAUCAGGGUGACUGUGCACGACUGUGUGAUGAAGAUGCUCUGAUUGCAGCCAGUGGAACGAGGCUUCGCCCACGUUUACUCCCACAACAGCCAUUACAGCUCCAGUUUUAACUGUUGUUUUUUAUGCAGACUGUUGUGUCUCUGCCUGCAUGAGGGAGUAAAGAAUCAGGAUGAAAUAGAACUAAAAUAUCAUUGCGUGUGGAGAGGAGAGUCUGAUCACAAACUCUCAAACACACAGCCUCGUAUAAUGGGUCAGCAGGUGUGAGCUUACUUUGUGUCUUUAUUAUAAAAAUCAUGUACUACAACCAACUAUGUUUCAGUAGACACAUGUCAAAAUGCUCUCAAAUCCCCAAAUGUUGACUUAGAAUGCUUACAUUGAAUUAACCAUGACCACUCCUGUGUUAUACAGAUGCGUUAGUUAAGUUCUUAUAUUACCUCAAAUAACUGUGACAGUUUGCUAAGCUAGAAACAUCCUUCAUUUUUUUAGGGACGCACAGAUGCAUUAGUUCAACAGCUGUAUCUGCCCUUUAGACAAACAUCUGCCAUCAGCAAAUAAUGUAGUCGUAAACAUAUAUCUCAGUUGCCAGUGUUAAUCUGCUGUGCAGCAGCAGUUUAAUGCUGGCAUCUAGCGCACCUAACUUCAGAUUCAGAGAAGAGAUUUGUUACUGGGCAGAGAUGUGAUCUGUUGGACAAACUCUGAUCUUCUUUCAUGGUCAAAGAUGAGAGAAAAUGCUGUCAUUGUAGGAGUGUGACACCAAAAAAAGUAUCUGCCAGAUUUUUCCAAUCAGUGCAUCUUUUUUUGUUUUUUGUUUUUUUUAAGCUGUAAGAAUAUUUGUAUUGUCAUGGCUGCAACCACAAAAUACAUGGCAUCUCACUUUUUUCAAAUGAAACACUUGAUGUUGCAGCAAAGACUCUCACAUAUGGAAGCAUGAACUGCUUCAAGCUGCUGUUCUGUUGCUGUGUCUUUCCAAAGUAAUGGACCAUCAUUAUUCUUAACUAUGGCACUCUGUUGCCCAAGUCUCUUUUGUAACUCGUAACGCCACCCCCCAAUCUCCCACUCACAGUAACAGUGGGCCCAACUAGACAUUUUCAAGACAUGCCUCAAGUAACCCCAGAAUGCUUUGCAUGUAGCUCAGUGUCAACAAGAAGGCUACUGUUAACCAUUUUUCCCCCUCAUUAUGUGAAACUCAUCCAUGAAACUAAACUAAAGCAGCUGUGUCCUGUUCAGUAAAUACACCUCAUAGAGAGCAGUUUUUAUUGAUUAGAGUCCUCAAUUAAAACAAGAAGUAAUUAUUUUGAUUUGGGCCCCCUGACGGCAGAAAUUACAUGAUGUGCAUUAAAAUUAAAAGCUGUUGAAACUCAAGAGUGGAGCAGAAUCUCAAUCAAAAUCAGGUUUAUAUCGCUGCUUCCAAGCAAUCUUAAAACAGUUAAGAGAAGGUUAAAAUGAAAAGUAAGAGGUAAAGACUAAACAUUGCACACCAUCACACAGAGGCAACCAUCAAUUACCCUGUGCUACAGGAUGUAAGAAAAGUCUGUAGUCUAGACUGGCGGAUCACUAAAGUAACAUGAGCAUCAACAAUGGCAGCAUUUCAGAAUUAAAAGCAAAAUUUAGUAAAUCAAAAAUAUGCAAAUAGAGGAUUUUCAUCGACAUCAAUCAUUUUAAUCUCUUAUUAAUUUAACUUUGAACAAAAGUGAUUAGCUAUGAUUUUUUAGUUUCUUUUUUUAUAGUAAGCUGCAUAAGGUUUUACGUUUUAAAGCUCCUGUGCAUCCUGCUGUCUUUCAACACGGAAAUAUUCUACUCAUGAGAGUCUUAGCUAUGAAAAAUGUCAGUCAAGGCUGUUUUGGCAGAAUGUAGCUAAUGACAUUAUCUGCAGCUUUGGAUCAUAGUAUUUAAUAUCACCAUUUAGAGAUAACCAACGUUAUCCCUGAUGCCUUCCUUUUUAAACACAUAAACAGACAACAGUAUAAAUCUGAGUCUCUUUCAUAACCUUCUAAAGACUCCUCACUGUUUUUACUGUUAUUUUAUAAUAAAGACACAAAGGUAAGCUCACACUCAGAACGUAAAACUGGCGGAACAAUCAGGGAUCACCUUUAGUCUUCCUUUCCAUCAGUCCAGUCUCAUGUCACACAUACAUUGUUUCAUUCCCAGUGUAACCAGAUUAAACUCAGCUAUGAUACUCUGCAAACCUGUUUAUUUAUUCCAGUAUAGCAUCGCCCCUUUGGUUCUACAGUCAUUCUUUGUAGUGUACGACUUAUUAUACCUGACAAUAAACUGAA
Molecule: messenger RNA, 5675 nt
Organism: Cheilinus undulatus (humphead wrasse)
Lineage: Eukaryota; Metazoa; Chordata; Actinopteri; Labriformes; Labridae
Gene: srrm3
Product: serine/arginine repetitive matrix 3
Exons: 15
Coding region: 277-2226 (649 amino acids)
Molecular function (GO): mRNA binding
Source: RefSeq, a predicted model, not a curated record